Daphnia magna is the source of this 1580-nucleotide messenger RNA. Its product is annotated as leucine-rich repeat-containing protein 59. Lineage: Eukaryota; Metazoa; Arthropoda; Branchiopoda; Diplostraca; Daphniidae. Bases 148 to 1371 code for a protein of 407 amino acids. The transcript is spliced from 6 exons. Gene Ontology annotation, molecular function: protein binding. The record is from RefSeq and is a predicted model, not a curated record.
GCUAAUCAUAUGCCGGCGAGUAAUUUGACGUGUUCAACAAUUCAGCGUUUCCAGUUUUAUUCCGCUUUCUUUUACUUUCAAUUCGAUUAAUUCAAGAAGCUUCUUGCGUUCGCUGAAUCGUUCAGCCAAAUUCAACUGAAAGCUGCUAUGCAACCUAGCAAGAAGAAAACGAUAUCGGUGAAAGAUAAGCUGAAUGGAAAUGAAAUCGAUUUGAGUCUCUUGGAACUGACUGACGUGCCUGUCAAAGAAUUGGCUGCCGUCACUCGUGGCACCAUAUUGGACCUUUCCAACAACAAACUUAUUACCCUCAGCAUUUCUUUCCCUACUCUUACUCAUUUAAUGAAAAUAGAUCUGAGUAAAAACAAAUUGAAAGAACUUCCUCUCAAUUUUGGCGAUUUAAGAAAUCUGAGGCACUUGGAUUUGUACAGUAAUGAGUUGCAAAGACUUCCUGUCAGCUUUCAUCAGCUGAAAGAGCUGAGGUGGCUGGAUUUGAAGAACAACCCACUCGUCUCAACUUUAGCUGAAGCUGCUGGAGAUUGCCUGGACCAGAAAGGCUGCCAAGAGGCUGCCAAGAAGGUUGUAAAGUUGAUGACCGUUGUUCAUGCCGAACUAGAGAAAAAGCGAUUGAAAGAGGUUGAGGAAACCAAAACACAUCAAAUGGCUCAGAAGCAAGAAGAGGAUCGUGCGAAAGAGCGCGCCAGACAGGAAAAGAAGGCGGAGAAAGAUAAACGAAAGGCAGAAGCAGCCAAGCAACAGGCAGCCAUCCACCAAGCAGCGAACAAUAAGCCUACAGUCAAUCACGUGAAAACGGAAGGUGCUAAAAACGAGAAAAAGGGUGAUCGUCAACAGAAAAAGAUGAAGCCGAAAGUUGCAGGCCCGUCAUUUUUUGCCAAGUUCUUUAUGCUGUUAUUGCGCUUGAUUAUCUUGGCUGGUGUAACGAUGGCCGUUGUCUAUGCAUUGAACUGGGAGGGUCCACUGACGCUGGACAAUGCUGGCAAAGUAGCCCAUCGUUCGCUUGACAAAACAAAGGGCUACGGACUGGAGGUCUAUGAUUGGGCCUCACCCCAUUUACAAACAAUAAAAGGGCAGUGGAAACAUCUUUCUCGCUUUGUAGCCGAGAAUGGACGCGACGUAGUCAAUGUAGCGUGGGACAGGACAGUCCACUAUGCCAAGAUCGCUCACCAACAGUUCUGGGAAACUUGGCCCAUUGUUCAUCAGAGAAUCUUUGAAGUACUUAACCUCACAGGUGACACUGCCGUCCGAUAUUGGAGGAUAGUUUGUCGUGAUGUUCCCAUCUACUAUGGAGAGCUUUUAGACAAAGUCAGUCACUUAUUUCAUGGUACCCAAUCUCAGGCUGGAAAUCGAUCCUAAAAAAUUCGACAUUUUGGUUUUUGACUGUUGGAAUAUCUUCAUCUUUCCCCCGUAUGCACGUUUUGAAAAACCAGCUAUUCCAUGUUAAAUCACGAAUAUAUGUGUUGUGACACUGAUGAUGACAACUGGGUGUUUAUGGAUGUAAACAAAAAUUUUUUUGUUUGAAAUCGAGCUUUUGCUUCGAGUAAACGAUGGUCUCUUUCUGGGAA